GCAGUUCAUCUAAUAAAGGUACAACAGAUGGACCCACUCCAAACAUAACUCUUCCAACUCAUCCAUUUUAUCCAACUAAUCUCAAGUUACCGACUUACAUAGAAUCAACAUACACAACAACACAACUUUUAUCAAUAUUUGUUGCAUUAGUCAUCACAGUUGUAACGGCCUCCUUGGUAAUAAUUAGAACAAAAUCUAAUGUAUCAACUAUAAAUAAGUUGUUAUUUGUUUGGUUUAUCAUAUGUGGGUUUAUUCAUUUGUUCUUGGAAGGGUAUUUCUCUUAUUUCCAUAAAGAAAUUGUUGGUGAUAAUAGUUUAAUGUCUCAGCUUUGGAAAGAGUAUGCGUUAUCCGAUUCAAGAUAUUUGACAUCUGAUCCUUUUGUUGUUAUUAUGGAAGGAAUUACUUCUAUGUUUUGGGGACCAUUAUCAUUUUUAACAUCAAUAGCAAUUUAUAAUAAUUGGCCAUCAAGAUACAUAUUACAGCUGAUAGUUUCGUUAGGUCAAUUAUAUGGCGAUGUUUUAUAUUAUUUUACUACACUGAUCAUCGGGUCACCACAUUCUAGACCUGAACCUAUUUACUUCUGGGGCUAUUUCUUUACAAUUAAUUUCAUAUGGAUUAUUAUACCUGGAUUCUGUCUUUAUCAAAGUUUUGUACAUUUAAAUUUUGCAUUAAAAGAGGACUUGAAAAGAAAAAGCUCGAUUGUACCAACUAUAAUUGGUCCUGUUGUAGAAGAGGUGAUGGUACCUGAUACGGGUGGUAUAUUUAGGACUGGGAUGGGAACACCUGAAGUAAAACUUAUUGACAAUGUGAAUUUGGUUUCCAUGCUAGUUGGAUUUGUUAUUCCCAGACAUAAUAUUUCUUUGGUGAGAAGUAAUGUUUUUAGUUCUUGUCGACAUCUUUGUACUGGGGAAGAAGAAGAAGAUGAUGAUAAUGCAACUAAUAAUUUUCCUAAUACACCUUUAUCAUCAUCCUUUAAGAAACUUUCAUUCUCGUCAAAAAUAUUAUUUCAUGAUACUUGGACGCCUGAAGAUUAUGAUCGACGAGGUGAUCAGUCAACUUGUAAUCAGUUAACACCAAUACUUGCACAGCAAAUAAAAGAUGAAUUAAACGAAUUUAAAAUGGGAGAAAUGCAAGUGCAUGAAGAUAGUAGGCAAAACACACAUUUUUUUGCUUAA
Entrophospora sp. SA101 is the source of this 1175-nucleotide messenger RNA. NCBI's taxonomy places the organism in Eukaryota, Fungi, Glomeromycota, Glomeromycetes, Entrophosporales, Entrophosporaceae. The record is from the annotation of a GenBank genome assembly.